Molecule: messenger RNA, 573 nt
Organism: Didymosphaeria variabile
Lineage: Eukaryota; Fungi; Ascomycota; Dothideomycetes; Pleosporales; Didymosphaeriaceae
Product: DNA-directed RNA polymerase core subunit rpc10
Exons: 2
Coding region: 1-573 (190 amino acids)
Biological process (GO): DNA-templated transcription
Cellular component (GO): RNA polymerase III complex; RNA polymerase I complex; RNA polymerase II, core complex
Molecular function (GO): zinc ion binding; DNA binding; DNA-directed RNA polymerase activity
Source: RefSeq, a predicted model, not a curated record
AUGACACAAGAUGACGAGGUAAUGGACUUCAGUGAUUUACCAGAGUUUAGAAGAGGAAGCGUCGAAGAUGGCGACGACGAGCACGAUAAAGACUUCGAUGCGGAGGAAGAGCUCACCGGGCUAGAGCGUGUGAAGGAGGAUGAGGAUGAAGACGAGAACAAGGGUGAUGAUGAGGAGGAUGACGUGGGGAAUGAGAACAACCUCGAAGGCAACGACAACGACUUCGUCCCACACGCCACCUCCGCCUCCACCUCCGAAAAGAAGAAAAUUCCGAGCGGAGUCAUGGAAUCUAAUAUCCGUAUGGAAGGGAAGUCUAUCUCUAAGUCUAUGUCUGUCCGUGCACAGGUAGAUGCAGCAUCGGAACGACCAGAUCUACCACUGCUGAACUAUGCAGCUCGGAGGCCCGGCGUUGAGGGUAAGGAGCGGCUGAAACCGACAAAGUAUGACUGCGGCUGGGGGUGCGGGCAGGUGGUGGAAUUGAAAAACGGUGAGCCGAUUCGGUGUAAGAAUUGUGGAUGUCAUUUCUUGUUGAAGAGGAGAACGGAAAGGCUGGUGCAGUUCGAGGCGCGCUGA